Messenger RNA from Rodentolepis nana, 762 nucleotides. The record is from the annotation of a GenBank genome assembly. NCBI's taxonomy places the organism in Eukaryota, Metazoa, Platyhelminthes, Cestoda, Cyclophyllidea, Hymenolepididae.
AUGCACUCUCACUAUCAUCCAUUUGUUUCCAUUGACGAUGACAUUUCGGAUGUCUAUAUGGAUGCUAACGAGGAAUCGCCUAAUUCUGCUCAACCAGACAAUGGUGUGGCCCCUCCUAAUUCAACUACAGGUAUUUUCCAAAACUGGGAUUCCCCAAACACUCCUCUCUUAACUAAUGAAUCCUUGGCUCCAAACCCCUUGAGUACCUGGAAUUCGACAUUGAGCCCGUCCGUCUACCCACCGAUUCCUGAGGCUUUCCCCCCUGAAUGGGCCGAAGUUGUCGCGUCAGAUGUUGUCCAAAUGUGUGCUUCUACUGAUGCUUCACAGCAGGAGAACGGUAUAUCUGAUGAGUCUACGCCUUCUGUUCGACGUCUUUCUGAUGCUUAUGUCUCUGGAAUGCCUGUCAAACGUCGAAGGAUUAUGUUGGAUCGCAAGCAUAAUUUUACCAAUUCAACUAAUGACAUGUUUAUAAAUUUGCUCAAGGAGGCGAUGUCCUCCCAGAUACCUAUAGCUUCUCCCGCUGGACCGGUUGAAAUUGAAGAUGGUGGAGAUGUAGUAGCUGCGACAGAGGAAGCAAUGUUCCCUUUAUCACAAGUUGCACCACCUCAACACGUGUCUGAGGCGUUCAAGGCAUAUGUUACUGAGCACCUAUCCCGUAGGCUAGCAAAUGAUCCGGAUUUCGAUGCUGAAAGACAUUCGGCAGCUGAUGAGGUCUUCAGAAAACAAUCCUUUCCAUCUUCUUCCUCAGAUAAGCGACAGUAA